Messenger RNA from Menidia menidia (Atlantic silverside), 585 nucleotides. NCBI's taxonomy places the organism in Eukaryota, Metazoa, Chordata, Actinopteri, Atheriniformes, Atherinopsidae. The record is from the annotation of a GenBank genome assembly.
CUGAUAUCCUCUGACUGUUUUACAGAUGAUUAUGGUCUCAUUCUGGAGAGCCCCGUCCAUCCUGUAACUGAGGGAGCUUCUGUCAGUCUGAGCUGCAGACAGAGAAGAAGAGCCCCACUUUCCAAAGUGGAUUUCUACCACGAUGCCAAACUGGUGCAGAAUGGCAGCAGAGCGGAGCUGAACAUCUCUGCUGUGUCCCAGUCAGAUGAAGGUUUCUACUGGUGUGAAGCAUCAGGGAGGCGUUCAGCACAGAGCUGGGUCUCAGUCAAAGGAGGUGUUUCCAGAGCUGAGAGCUCCUCCUUUCCUGUUUUGAUGGUCGUUGGAGCCGUUGUUGGAGUCUUUCUUCUGGUUCUGCCGCUCCUGCUGUGUCGCUGCAGACGGUCUGAAGCUUCUGCUGCAGAGCAGAUGGAGAACCAGGAUGGAAACCAGCAGCAGCUUUACUCCUCUCUCCUGCACGGAGAUCUCUGUGUCUAUGAGACCGUCAGCGGCUGUCAAACCUCCGGAGCCGGUCAGCAGGAAAGCGAUUACAAUAAUGUUCCAUCUGUGAUCCAGCCCAAAGGAGAACAGACAGGAGGACAGCUCUGA